AUGGAAAGUCGCGCGCCCAAGACCCCCGGGCCGACGCUGGCAUUGAAAGGUCCCCCGGGAGCAUUCAAGGUUGAAUUGCUGAUCUACAAUGGCUGGUCGUCCAGUGAUCACUGGGCUUAUUGGGUGUGUUCGCACAAAAAUACUGACAUCGGGGUCAUGAUACACACUGCUGGUGAUCCGAGUAUUGGAUUCAAGAUCGUAUUCAAACGAUGCCAUAACUUGCAAAACGACCCCAAUCCUCCUCUCCAGAGGGUUCCUCUGCAAUGGAUUGAUGGGAAAUACUUUGAUGAGAGGGCAAUGCUUAACAACGAAGUUCCUAUAAUUAAUGAUAUACCUGUUUGUCGCUUUGAAGCAACUAUUUGCAAGGUCAAAUUACCUGAGAAGACACCGACUGCAGUAGCUGAUGCUUCUGCCGCCCAAUUACUCAAGAACAACAUUUUCAACAAGGAUGUUGCCACUUAUCUUGCAACGAAUUCCACCAACGACUCAAAUUUGCAGCAAAAAAAAAAGGGCUUUGAUUCGCCUGGCUCUUGGAUAUGGGAGGUUGGAGCCGGUGUGCUGAGUGCCAUUUGCGUCUCAGCUCUUGUCGGCUUCCUUCAAUAUUUGGAUGGAAAAACCUAUGAUGGCUGGCAGUACGGUGUCUCACCCAAUGCAGUUGUGGCUACCAUUGCCACCAUAGCCAAAGGUGCAGCACUCGUUGCAGUAUCAUCUUGCCUUAGCCAGCUGAAAUGGAACCGAUGCCAGGUUCCAACAGCCCUUUACGAUUUGCAGAUUUUGGACCAGGCGAGUCGGGGGCCAUGGGGUUCUUUGAACGCACUGUGGACUGUGACCCCGGGAUUAGCUACAGUUGGAGCAUUGCUUAUGGUAUCAUCAGUCGCUCUUGGUCCUUUCACGCAGCAGAUCCUGACCUUUCCAUCUCGAAGCUCAGUGGCUUUGAAUGCGACGGCCUCGGUCCAGAUGACACAUGAAUAUUCCCCUGACAGGUCUUACUACACACCGCUUGGCUCUCACGACCCGGUGAUAGAGGAAUCUGUGUUGAGUGGAAUAUCUGCGGCCUACACUCCCGUGGAACCGCAUUGCAGCACUGGGGAUUGUGAAUACCCUGAUUUUAUCACUCUCGGUAUAUGCAGUAAGUGCGAAGACGUCACAUCCUCGAGUGUACAGAACUGCUCUGCUCUAUCAAAGACCUGGAGUGGCUGGGAAGAGAGAGGCUAUUUGGGCGAUAAUCAGAUACCCGAGAAAAUCCCUCUGAACUGCACAUACACGACUCCGAAUGGAGUACGAAUUGUUCCUGGAAUACUUUAUUGGAAUUUUCCUUGGAGCUACGAGGAUAACCGGACUUAUAUGAAUUUCUAUCGCGCCACAUGGACUUCCGUCGCAACUGAGGGCAACGAUGGUUUCCAGGGAGACGAGGUCACUAAGGAGGACUAUCAACCCCCAGUGAAGUUUCUCAAUGUUACCAACCCAAUUAUCCAAUUCAUUUCAGCGAAAUACCUAGACGGAACAGCCAUAUACACCACCGAAAACCUUACGGCACCUUCAGAAAAACCGAUCUUAACAGAGUGUGCACUAUAUUAUUGCGAACAGCAAUACACGCAGAAUAAUGUAUCGGUCAAGCGUCGUAUCCUGCAACCAACAAGAACUCACCCAUUGAGAUACGUGGAUCCACCCCCCUCCUGGGGCAACACACUAUCCCCGUUGGGUGCACCCGAUGGCACCAAUACCAUAUCUGGGAAUUCAACCUACGGGGUUGCCUACUAUGCAGAAAGCAGUCUUCGGGGCGCUCUGAUAAGAUGGCUCAAUACUACCAACUUUGAUUCACUUGAAACAAAUCGGCUUGGUAUCAAGAGCGAGGAUAUUCCCGGCUUUCCUGCAAGCUCGAUCCUCUUUGACCGCGGUGGUCUGAAUGAAACAUUCAGCAAUAUAGCUCGAAGUAUCACUGACACAAUGCGGGCCAACUCCAAGGCUACCAAAGUACCAGGACAAGCUUUUCAAGACGAGACGUACAUCCACGUCCGGUGGGAGUGGGUUAUUCCCCCGAUUGUCAACGUGGUGGUGUCGAUUGGAUUUCUUGCUGCCACAGCCAUACUCUGUAGAAGAUCCCGUGCGGUGUUGUGGAAAUCCUCCGUGCUACCAUUCCUCUUGAGUCAGGUUGAUACACACCCUGAGCAUGAUCUGAUAUUCCGUGGGCGAGUGGAUGAGGUGGAGCAGGUAUCGAAGAUUAUCAAAGUCUCGAUGAAAGAACACAAUGGACAGAUUAUGUUUACAGAGCAUUAG
Molecule: messenger RNA, 2277 nt
Organism: Penicillium vulpinum
Lineage: Eukaryota; Fungi; Ascomycota; Eurotiomycetes; Eurotiales; Aspergillaceae
Exons: 2
Coding region: 1-2277 (758 amino acids)
Source: RefSeq, a predicted model, not a curated record